GGCAUUGUCAUAAUCAGAAGAAGAAAAAAACCCAAUCGAAACGAAACGAGUAAAUCGAUCAUCCCUACCCAUCGGCAAGAACCCAGCCAGCCAUCGAGCCGGCGUUCACGCGAAUGAAACAACCUUUCAGUGGGCCCAUUAACAUAUCCACCGUCAGACCGGGCCCUCAGUUGAUCGUCACUGGUCGGCCGGUGAGGAUCUCCGUUCUCGAAGUCGGCUCGGAGUGUGAAGCAUUAUUUUUUUUCGUUUUGACGGUUCUCCUUCGCCCACGAAGAGCACUGUUGUCGUUGGUCCGGACUCGUCUAGUCCGGCUUUAGUUCGUACACGACAGCCGUUCCAAUUAUCAGCUCGGACGAGGACGAACUCAACUCUUGUGCUGCAUCGCGUAGAUUCCUUCGUCUGCCCGAUGUCCAAUGUGAGCUAUUGGGACGCAAAAGCUGAUCUACCAUUUGGCGACCUCAAAUGGCGACUUCGAAUUGUGGUUGAAGAUAUUUCAAGUGAUCUUUCCUUCUUGAACCUUGGAUGCAAGCCACUCGAGCACUCUGGAGGCGCCCACAGAGAUUCGAAGGAGUGCGAACAAGCGAAAAGCAAAACCAGUUCUCUGAUGGUGGAUUUUUUUUUUAUGUUUAGAAGUUAGUGCCAAUAAAACGUGAGGUAAAUUAUACUAGAAAUAAGAUCUGUUCGUAUGUGAGCUCGCAGAGGUGCAGCCGAUUGGAGAGGAUCGCACCCAAAGCCCGGGAGUUAUGAAAUUGGUUCUUUACAUUUUUUUUUCUCACGGUCCCUCGGAUCGAUCUGAACUCGAUUAACAUGGGCUCGAAUCCGGCGGUUUGCUCGCCUAUUAACGGAGAUGUUUCCUCAUGAUUCGUCCGGCCGCCGUAUCCAGCGCGGCGAGUGAAGUGUUCCGAAUCCAAUUAUGGUUAAUUAAAUUUGAAAGCAUCGGAAGUUUGCAAUUGUUGUUGCUCGUCUUUCAUUUUUUUUGAGAGUUACAAAGUGUCGCCCGCGUACGGUGCUCGGUGGUGUUAUACAAGUGCAUCGGGUGGUAUUUGAUAUCGCGGGUUGAUGUGAUGUGCAUUUAUAAAAGCUUGGCGUACGGCGUCGCACAAAAAAAAAAGAAGUAUAAGGAAAUUAAAGGCAAUUUGUGUUAUGUUCAAUUAACUCAAAGAUGUGAGUGAGCUCGGUAAGAAGAGUAUCCAAUUUAGAACGAAGCGCCCACUUUCCGUUUGCUGAAACUCUUCUCGUGUGAGUGAAAUGUGAGUUUAAUUGAUGAAAAUGUUUUGCAUCAACCAGCAACAACAAUUCGUGAAAAUGAUAGAAUGGAUACUGGCCCAUUCUUAACUGAUCUUACGUUGGCGGUUGUAAAGAGAAUUAAAACGAUGAGAAAGAGACUUAAAUAAUCAACGAAUCUACGUUAGAGAAAUUAAACACAUUACAAAAACCAAAACAUUACUGCAUACCAGGAAGCAUUGAGUUACACUUCGGAUAGUGAAACACCCUCACGUAGUUGCACAAUGGCAGCUGUAGUAUACGGUAACAGUCCCCGGCACAGCAGCCGUCAUCAUCAUCCGGGUUCCGGGCAGGGUCAUCUAGUGGCCACGCCUCAUUCGCCCUAUCACCAGCAGCCGCAACAGCAUCAUUCACUGCCAUCGCAUCACUCGUCGGCUUCCUCGAUGACAGCGGCGGCUGCAGCGGCAGCCGCACUGUCCCAGCAAAUUAUCACUCCGCCGACGUCUUAUCUGUCGACUUCGACGACCACGAUUUCGUCGGUGUCCCACCAGCAGACCAUCUACUAUCAGCAGCAACAGCAACAGGCCGCCAUCCACUAUCACAAUAUGCGCAAUUCUAAACGAAAGUCAGCCGUCGAAAUGCUUGCCGAAAGCAAACCCUUCUAUGUCAAGUCGGAAACGGUUCUGGACCGGCAGCAGCAGCUGAGCAUGCGUACCACCGGUAGCUCCGGACCGGUGUCCGGGUCAUAUAUGCUAUCGCCAUCACGUGUACUUCCGCAGUCCAUCUGUCAGCUGCAGCCUUCCUCGCAUCACCAGCAAGUUCAGCUGCAACAACAGCAGCAGCAGCAGCAACAACAACAACAACGACCGGCUAGUCGACGAAGCGCAUCUUCCGGGUCCGAUCUGUUGCAGACCAAACUGCGCAAACUACUCAACACGGCCGAUAGCAAAGAGACAAUAAUCCCUUCGGACGUUGUGGGACUGAAUCCGAAGUACAGCCAGCAAUCACUGGAAACCAGCUACAUCAGUGGAGCCGGCAUUACCGGUAGUGAUUGCCUCAACAGUAUCGGCUACAUUCAGCCACCAAAGAACUACCAGCAACAGUUGACCGUACAUCCGGAACAACCGAGCGACAUGUCCGUAUUCUUUCCAAGCGCAUUCCUUUCGCCUCAAUCUUUGCCGCCGCAUCCCGUUGGUGAUGACGAUCUAUACUUGUACGGCGUACACGAUAGCCUGGUGCUGACGGAUGACUACCGCGCCAUCAGUCCACCGGCGGAAUACGCCGAAAACAAUGCAUCUCCGGAAAAACACAACAACAGCCAUAGUCGCUAUAACUACCAACGUUCGUAUUCGCAUUCCCAGGCGGUUGCCCACCAGGACGAAUCGGACUACUCACCGACACAGUCAUACAACAUCAACAGUCACAAGUCACUCCCGGAUCUGCACUCACAAAUCAGUCGUCAUUCACCGCACUCGGAAGCGUUGAGUUGCUGUAGCCGUGGAAACCGUUCCAAUCGUUCCGGUAGUUCCUUCAAUCGUGACUCCGGGGGUUCAUCGGGACACUACACACACCAUAGCGAACCAUGUUGCAAACAACAACAACAACAACAACAACAGCAGCAGCAACAACAACAACAACAGCUUCAACAAAAGGAUGGCCUUCUAAUGGGAGGAGCAGACUAUCGACGGGAUAGCGGUUCAUCUACGCAACACAGCGGAAACUCCUACUACGCCUACGGGAUUCCACCUCUUCGUUAUGAUUGCAUCGAAUGCCGUGCGAAGAUUCGUGAGGAAGCCGACUGUCUAUUGAAUUUCACAACACCGGAAGUUCCCGAAGCCUUUCAAGAUGACUACAGCGAAAAACAAAAGCAGAAAUACUACGAUGAAGUGAGAGAUCGGAGCGCCGCUGCUGCUCGGAAAUACUACAAGAAUCAUGGACCAAUGUCGCCAUUAUCUCCGGUGUCACCGCUGUCACCACAAGACCAACAGUUAGAUCUUAGUCCACCGUUAGGAACGUUCAAGCGACAGAAAUGUCUGCGAUUUAAGAAUCGCGGUCGACAGUCUGCCAUCAGUAAUCCCAACUCUCGCUGCGGCGAUGGCCGUGGUAGUUCCGGAGGGGAGGACGAUCGCCGACCGAUCCUACGAUCCAAAAGUGACAUUAGUGAUCGUUACUGGAAUCGGUUGUCGGAGCGAAGCGAUCGCGAAAGGGAACGAGAGAAAGAACGGGAACAGCAGAAACUUUUAGAAAAGCAACGAUCACGGUCAGAUAGUCUAACGCAGCUAGAGCACUUCUUCGACCGUCUCGGACUGAACGAUGAAACCUACGAGCGGCAUAUCGCACCGUCGAAGGCGGCAUCCAAGACCCCCAACUACCGAAGCAACUCCGGCAGUGAUAUUCACCGAUUAUCGACGGAUGAUGCGGGAGAUUCCGAUGAGUCCAGUGCCGUGUUCUUCUCGGACGUCAGUACAGUCGAUUCGACCCGACUGCCGGACAGUACCGAAAUCACCGAACGUAACGAACCACCGCAGAGUGCUCUGGGCCCACUGACUAGUCUAAACAAUCCAGCACUGUAUCGACCAAGCGAACCACCAUCGAUCAUCGAACGUAACGCCCGAAUCAUCAAGUGGCUCUGUAACUGCAAAAAGAUGCAACUGACAUAAGGUUGGCUGAUCGGAGCAACCCCGGCCGAGGUUGCUUUGUUUUCGUCAAAACUUGCUCGUUCCAGAACGUUCGAUCGCAAUUAAUGACUCACGUUGCAAAACGGAUAGGAUACCAGUCGAAGCAGAAUCUCUUCUUUUUCGAACCAUUUUUUUUUUCAUUCUUGUAGUCCAUCUAGGGUCUAUAACCAGAGUGACGAAAUGUUGGUAACAACUAAAACCUUUUAAUCCUAAAUGUUGGUAGCUUCGUUAGCUUUACAUUGUUUGACAGAUCGUUUGGUCAAAAUGUGUCUUUCAAACGAACAGCUGUCGUCACUCUGGUAAAAGACAUUGUGGCCCUUAUUACCGUUCUCACUCCACUUUCACAUUCACUUCACUUGAUUUUACCUAUUACCAGUAUCACGCAUAGUGAAGUGAUCACUGUGGUGGAAAAAUCUAAUUUUUUCAACAAAAUGUUGGUGGCGUGAUGUUCAUAAUGACAUCCAGUUCAUUCAAGUAAUUACUUUUGUCACAGAAGAGUCUUUCGUAAUAAGGACUGAUUUGAUUUCCACCGUGAAUUGAUACCCAUAAUAAGUGUCACAGUCACUUCACUUUGUUUUCACCGUGUAGUGAUACCGGUAAUAAGGGCCACUGUAAGUUCACCUGUACUAUCGACAUGGACUUGGUAAUAUCAUAAAGCUAAUAAAUCUAGACAACCGAGAGUACCCAGUUAACUCGACUGGAAUUCGACUGGAAUACUGAAUUCCGAAUCAAAUUCCAGACGAGUUAACUGGGCAAUAUAAAUGUAACGGAGCUGUCUGUGACAACAGAAGCACCUUCUGGUGAGAAAUGGAGGCAGAAAACAACUAAAAUGUUAUGUAUAAAGUAUCCUUGUGCAUUUCACACUACCAUUUCUCACUAUAGCGCUGUCAGUGUCUCGGUACAGUGAGAAAUCUAGGUUCACUUUAUGAUCAACUCGCAUUAGACCGAUCCGACUAUUUUUUGCUGGUUCGGUAAUGGCGUAGCUUGCGUAUGCUCUUCACGCUCGUUCAAUGUUACUCUAAAGUGAGUACAAUUUCACUCACUUUCGUUGAAAAUAGAACUACUCUACAGUGUGUAAAGCUUGUUUACUCACUUUUGAGUAAAUAUGGUAGUUGUCAAAUUCUGAGUAACAUUUACUCAAUGCUACAAAUGAGAAAAUUAGCUCGAGUGAGUAGAUAUUACUCAAUAUCAUUCGAAUUAUCUAAGGAAAUCUUUGCUUUAAAUAAAACUGCGUGUAAAUGAAAAAGAAUGCAACUUUUUUUAAAAUAUUUUCUCAAAAGUUCGCUUUUUUACAUUUUGUAGUUUUUCCAUAGAAUGUAAUUAUAGAAACAUGUCAAAAUAAAACAAAAACAUCUUCAAAUUAAGAAUAUAACACUUGGCUAAUAGAGAUGAAUAGAACUUGAGUUUAACUACGGUUAGUUGCCGGGCACUGAUUGGACUCAUGAAAAAUAUUUUAUUGGUUACUUCAGAGUAAUCGGGCUCCGGAUCCGUUUCACGUCUUGACGAUGUGCUGAUACUGGAAGCGAAAUCGACAGCACUUUUUACAUCAGAAAUGUCUUCGCUUUAAUUUUUCUAACGGAUGUGAGUUUAUUAUGAUUAUGAGUAAAACUUGUUGUCAAUUUAGAAACUGAGUAGAAGUUACUCAGUCUUCUAAAUCAAUAUUACUCACUUUUUGACAUUUGAACUAAAUAAGCAAAAGUGAGUACAAAUUACUCACUUGAGAGUAACAUUGAACAACAUUCUAACUAACAACUAACAUUCCUUUUAGUUUCUUGUCGGUGGUGUCAUCUCACGAGGUCAACUUGUCUGGAAUUUGAUUCAAAAUAAUGUCGAUUUUGAGUACUUUCCACCUAAUUUCAGAAUUCCGUUUAAUAAUCUAGUCUUAGGUGAAGUGGUUCUAAGUAGUUUCCAUAGGGCCCUUGAACAAACAUACUGAAAAGUAAGUUUUAUCUUCUGGCAGCCGACAGAAGCCUGGCAAGAUACCGGCAACUGUCAAAAUUUUGGAGGCGAAAUUGCGUCAUUCUCUCGCCACGUCACGUCUUGCAAGACCGCUCUUCCUACUUUGCUUCUGUUCGAAUUCAUUUGAUAUUCGUCAAUCCUGUACGUACAUCCAAAAAUAAUAACGAGAAUUGAUACCAAGUAAAUGAGAUGAAAAUACUGGUAUAUUUUGAGAAGAAACUUUGCAUAUUGCAGGCCCUUAAUACCGGCGUCACUACACGGUGAAAACCAAGUGAAGUGACUGUGACCCUUAUUAUGGGUAUCUGAAUGAACUUGAUGUCAUUAUGGACACCACGCCAUCAACAUUUUGUUGAAAAACAUAGUUUUUUACACUACAGUGAUCACUUCACUAUGUGUGAUACCGGUACUAGGAAAAAUCAAGUGAAGUGACAUGUAAGUGAAGUGAAUGUGAAAGUGAAGUGAGAACGGUAAUAAGGGCCGCAUUGUUGCCAGUCUCGUGCCGGAAUUCUGCCAGCAUUCCGGCAAAACCUUCUGGCAGACGCUGCCUUGCGUCUGGGGGGAAAUCUGUCAAGCACAUUCAAGCGGGCAAUGUAUCCGUACAGCAGAGUUGCCAAUGUUCCAGAUUUAUGUGGCAUUUCUCUCGUUUCGACAGACACUAACAAAUCAGAUCUAUGCCAAAUUUGAUAGCUUUCACCAGAUUUACAAAUUUCCUGCAUAUAAAAACAAGUAGAAAAUGACGAAAAUAAUUGCCUGUGAAGACAUGGCACCGUUUUUUUAUUAUUCCACCCCGGUUUUAAUCAUAAUUGGUCAUUCGCCGACAGUUUCGCUCAAGUAGAGUCAAACUUUACGUAUGUGUGAGACUUCCAGAUGCCUUGCACGAGAUCUUAUUUUACUAACAAGUCGAAUAUGAGAUGUUGCCUCACCGCUGCCAGACAUACACUUCAAAGAAUAAAACAACGUACCCACUACCUUAUCGGUUCUGAGGGAGACAUGGCUGAAAUCCGUUUGCGAUAGUGCAGGCAGGCAAAGAGUCAACGAAAUAAACCAAUUUUUUUUUUUUUAAAUCCUUAUGACGGUCUGUAGCCCUGAAAAGUGCCUUGGACUGCAAUGAACUAUGGAAUCAGCAUUCAGGCAAAUCCGAGAUGGCUUUUGGUACGUACACUCGGUAAAAUCUUCAGAAAUUCGGCUCGGAAUUAUGACAGCAAAUCUAACGCAAAUAACCGCACGAGUGUCAGAUUUUAAUCAAAAGCUAAAAUUAACCGCGAAAUGGUUCACAGCCUUAAAAACUUGGUAUUGAGUGAGAAAAAUGGAUGAUAGCAAAACCUAAAGGAACGACGAUUGUCUGACGCUCUAUAGAACACUAUCGGAACAACAUCUGUCCGAUUAUGUCGAUAUGUUUUAAGGUUGGUGCAAAUUUAUCCGGUGAUGGUCCGAUCGUUGCGCUGCGAUCGGACCGAUAGACAAAACUUAAUAGAAGAAGACGCUCUUGAACGAUUUUGAAACAUUUUUGUUGGAUUUCUUACUGAGAUUUCAAGACAGCACAACAAAUGGGAAGUUAUUUCUGUAAAUUUCUUAUGAUUUUACCGAUCUGUAUAUUUUCGAGUUUUCAAUUUUCCGCUGAAGUAAUUGAAGUGACUAACUAUAGAAUAACUAACUAUAGACUGACAUUUUCAAGAUAAACCAUUCGGCUUUACAUUUGUAGGCUAUCCAAAAUGAAGAGUUUGCUGCUUUCUGCUGGUUUCCUAUCUCAUAGAUUGUGACGAUGUAGAAAAAACCGAAGGCGUAAUUAAUAACCACAAAGAGAAUUGACCCACAAGAAAGUAAUCCAUGAAUAUGAAUAUUUUACGACGAAUUAUCGGUAAAUGCUGAUUUCUGUAGGUAAACAUCAGAUCCCACACGUAUACCUUAGUAGAACAUUUGAGAAAAAAAGGAUUGUAGAGUGUAGAGCAACAUAAAAGUAUUCGGAAUAGCAGAACCAGACCAGACCACUCCUAAAACAAUGUCAAUCAAAUUUCUAACGUAGAAAUCAAAGUGAACAAAAUACAAAAAAAAUACAUAAACAGAGAAAGAGAACCAAAGAAAAAUGCUAUGUCUCGUUGUUAGAACUGGUUAUGAAACAACGGAACCCAAUCGGAUACAGGAAAUACUAGAAGAACGUGUUAAAAAUCAAAACAUAAUAAUAGACUACAAAAAAUAUACAUAAAUCAAAAGAGCUGAGCUAACUCGAAUAGUUCUAGAAGUUUCGAUAGUUUCCAACGUACAUGACUAAGAGAAGGCAUUCAAAUUUCUGCCGUAGUGAAUCCCCGUAUGACGAAUAGGAGCUACUCUAUAAAAUAUAGUUCUAUAGAAACAAAACAAAACGUCGUUGCCUAUCAUCGAGAGUUUACAGUAUACAUACUAAUUAUUUUCGUUUUGAUAAACAAAUAGUAAUACUGGCAACAAAACGUAUAAACGUGUCUGGCUAUUUUAAGUAGUACAUUACAAAUUGCUGCUUCACUUAAUUCAAAUAACCAAGUGAAGAACUCAUCUUAUUCUUAUAUGAUGAUUUAGCGUGUGUUUAUCUAUUCAUUCAGCCUUCUAAACAAAUAAAUAUACUGAAGUUAGCUUCACUGUGUGAUGGAAAUCUACUGUCAAACUGAGCAAAACGAAGCACUAUCAGAAUUAUGGAAUGCUGCCGAGACGAUCCUAACGAAAUAUUCUUGAAUCACUAACCAGAUAGUUUCUACACCACCAAUCAUAUUCCGAUCGGAAUCGGAGCUAACGAUUUGAAGCAGAUUGAAUUUCAUGUAGUCUAUGUGUGUGUGUCUGAAAUAGGAAGUUCCGAAUAUUUCGAUGACCGACAUCUUUUUAACGAAUAGACUCAUUUAUAUACAGAAGUAUUGAUAACAGUAUAUGCAGAACAUGGCACAAAAAUUAGCUGUUUUCAUCACUUACUCUAGAAAUUUUGAAAUACUGUUUUGACAGCGGAUCUUGGCAAGUUGUCGGCAGACUACUUUAGUUUUUUUCCAAGUGGGUAGACCUAAAAAUAAAUCAAAGCAGAAUACGCAGUGAACAUGUCGAACCGAUUCAGAACGGUUCUGUCAGUAUUGUAUGGCAACAAUCCGGUAGAAACAGAACCGUUAAUCUGGCAACAUGAAUUCCGAAUCAAAUCCGCCCACAUUAUCAGAUCCGAAUCAAUUCCUAAUCGGCGAGAAAUUUUCAUUCGGAAUUCCAUGUGGAAAACAUGUGGAAUUCCGAAUCAAUUCCAACUCCAGUGCAACAACCGAUUUCGAAUGAAUUUCGCCUACAACCGGGUGAUUCGGAAAUCUGUUGGAAUUGAGUGAGAAGAUGCGGACUGAAUUGUCAAUUCGUCUUCUUCUUUUCCGAUACGUUUUCGUACUGACUUUCAGUUUAUUUUUAAAUGAAAACAUUACAUAACUGAAUAUACCAAUUUAAAUCAUCAUAUUUUUCGGAUAUACAGAACUAGUAAAUAACCAGUUCUUCUUAGAAUUCCAACAAAAACUGUUGAAAUUCGCUGUAAAUUAACAAAACGGCCUACCUUAGUCAGCAUCAUCCAUUCCUCUAGCUGGAGUGUAGUGGAAUGGCUUAAGGCGCCUAAAUUUUACACUAACACAUUCAUAAAAUGAGCGAAUAUUCAAUGACAUUUAUAAUGUCACUGUCAAUCGGGUUGAUCGAGCAGCCAACUCAGGCGAAAAUUCUAGCACUGAUCGGUUCAGUGCUAGAAUUUUCGCCUGAGUUGGUAAAAUCAUGCAGUCGAGUAAGAACUCACUACGCAUUCCGUCGUUUCGAUAAUGUGGGCGUUAGGGCGAAAAAUUUUCAUUCAGAAUUCCAUGUGGAAUUCAGGCUGUACACACUUAAAUUUUUUAGCUGAGUCUCGGCAAAAAAAUGCCGAGAUUCGCACAGCCGAGUAAUCAGCAAUCAUCUCGGCAAAAAUAAAAUUACUGAGCGUCUCGGCAUCCUAAAAUUUGACAAACGUCAAAUAUUGCCGAAAUCGUUAGCAUAAGAUUUACUGUUUGCUCAGUUAAACGUUCACUGAAUAUUCGGAAAUCCAAUAAAACGAAAAAAUGAAAAAAAUAAAUUACCGAAUCAUCAGUAAUUAAAAAUCUAGUCAAUUAAUUUUGUUUGUAUUUUCUCAACAUUAUAAACACGCCAUUCAGGAUUAAAAAUUCAUUUUAUUAAAACUUAAAGGAGGCUUACAAAUUUGUUGCCAGUAGUGCUUAAAGUCUACCUGAAACCAUGUAGCAUAAAUAAAAAGCGGCGUUUCCAGAUGCGGCCACCUUGAGUCGAGCUGGAAAUAUGAAAAUAAAAAUAUAUAUUGAUUUUUGGCUUACAAAAUUGUUCAAUAUUUAAUGAUGCAUAUACGGUAUUGUUCAAACAAUAAACUUACUUUGAUCUAUUGAAUUAUUCCAUGCAUGGGGUUAUUUUUUCGCAAAUCCCCCAAAGUUUUGUCUCGAGGACGCUUUGAGCCCCGUGUUGGGUGUUUUUCCCUUAUAAUCGCGAGUGCUCUGAUAAAGUCGCUUUUUAUAAAGCGAAACAUGUCACUAUAUUUAUUCAAUAUUUUUACUUGCAAGUGGUUUCACGUUUCUUCGAAGAUUACCCAUUAUUUCACUCGAGAAUUUCAUUAGAAAAUAAUCGCACAAUGCGAAGCGAAAAUGUAACGCGGCAAUAAAUGACAGCUGUCGUGCUGAAUCUCGGCAACAGCUAGCGCAUAUUCCGAAAUCUCGGCAAACGUCUCUGCUGAUGUCGGCAUAUCUCUUGUUUACUGAUAAAUUCAGCAAGCAAUUAUGCCAAAUUUCGGCAAAGUGAAGCAUUUUACCGAAAUAUCAGUGAAUGCAUUUAACGAAGUUCAGAAACAUGCGUAUUGAUUACUGAGCAAUCAGCAAAUUUACGUGUUGCUGAUCAGUUUCGGCAUUUUAUUAUGCCGAGCUCAAGAAAUGGUUUUAAGUGUGUAAACCAUUUUGCGGUUAAUUUUAACUUUUGGUUAAAAUCUGACACUUGAGUGGUUAUAUUGUGUCGAGUAGUUCAAUUUAACUAAAACUGCGGCCCAUUUCAAAAUUUGACGAACGGAACGUUAUUUGGGUUCAUUUUCCACUGGCAAUAAUUUCAACUAAAGAAUUAAUAUUAUAGAAUUUUCAUUGCUAGAUAUUUUUCAGUGUCGAAAAAUAACCAUCGAUCUGUUAAAAAUAUCCAUGCUCUCGAGCAGGGUUAUUUUUGACAACAUUAAAAUAACCACUCAAGGUCAGAUUUCAACCAAAAGUUAAAAUUAACCACGAAAUGGUUCACAGCCUCAGAAUACCAUGUGAAAUCCGAAUCAAUGCGGAAUCCAGUGCAACGACCGAUUCCGAAUGAAUUUCGCCUCAAACCGAUUGGUUCGGAAAUCUAUCGGAAUUGAGUGAGAAGAUGCGUACUGAAUUGUUAAUUCAUUUUCAGUUUAUUUCUAAAUAUAAAAUUUCUAAAUUUAAAUCUUAAAGUUUAGGAAAUUACAAAAAGGCCUACCUUAGUCAGCAUCAUCCAUUCCUCCAACUGAAGUGUAAUGAAAUGGCGUAAGUCGCCUAACUGUUACACUAACACACUCGUAAAAUGAGCGAAAACUCAAUGACAUUUAUAAUGUCACUGUCAAUCGGGUUGAUCGAGCACCCAGGAACGAGCAGUCGAUUAAGAAUUCAUUGCUCAUUCCGCCAUUUCGGUAAUGUGAGUUAGCUCUUAGAUGCCGAGAUGCUAGAACUCUCAUGGGGGAAGAGCAACGAAAUGUCAUGUCAACAUGACUGUGUGAAUUGCAUGGAAUUCGGCUAGCUUCAAUUUCAGUUUCAAGUAUGGUGUUAAUACUGCCUUUGAAAACUCCAGGAAACUGCUGGCGACAAACACUUUUUUCUUUGCGAUCAAUGCCAGAUAUUGAAUCAGUAUCUGGCCUUGAACCCUGUAAAACAGUUGUCACUAGUUGGAUUUGACAGAUUUCAACUGCAGCGAUUUUGCAAACUUCACUGCGCCAUCAAACAAGAUUGCCAUUGAGCACGGUACUACAUACACACACCACCACAACACAACCCAAACGGAAUAACUUAUAAGGAUUUAAACAUGCACACAACUCUUCCGAGAAAUGUUGAUGUGUGUAUGUAACUACUCAGAUACGCACAUGUCAUGUGGUUCCACUUUUACUAAAAGGUGUCACUGGUGAUUCUUUUGUUAUUGUAAUUUUGUCAACUGGUCUUUACCAUACGUUAAUUUCAUCUCAUGAGCUAACUGAAAUUGAUUACUUAAUCAUUAAAUAAUGAUAACACUUGAGUGGUUAGAUUAACUAGACAUUGAUAAAAAAAAACAAAACAAUAUCGAUAGAAAGAACCCGUAUAUGAAACAAUUUAAUACUAUUUUCUAGUCUAAUAAAAAUAAUGAAUCAAAUACUUAAUUGAAUAAAGUAUAAUACUACUAUAUGCAAAUGAAUCGAAUUAAUCAUACUAUAGCGAAUAGAAUUAGACAGGAAAAUUUAAAACAAGCGCUGUUCGAAUCGAAGAAAAAUUACACUAUUCAAUUAUCUGCAGAAAACAAUCUUUACACUUUGCGAUAGAAUAGAAUCAAGAAUCAAUCGCAUACGCUGUAUGAAAAGCGAUAAACCUGAAGCUCGAAUCCAGAGUUCGAUUGUUUCUGAACGAAACCUAUAUCCCGAAAACAAAACUAUAACUAAUAACAAUAACACUGUAUUCCAUAAACACAUCAAGUACAAUGAGGUACAUACAUGUGGUGAGAAGCGAACACAAUAGAAACUGUUGAAGCAACACACACUGAAGUGACACGUUUGCUCCACCUGUAUAUAUCCCAUUGCAUCCAAAUAGCCACUACUGUAUAAUAGCAGUGAAACCAGAAAGAUUCGAUUGAAAUUUUAAAACACCUACAAACCCGAAACCACAGAACUUGACCGUAGAAGAAGAUAAUCCCGUGACGAACAGAGAGUUCGUUUGCUUUUUUCGAUUCAAGACAAAAACAAUAAUCAAAAUGGGAAACAGAAAACAAACUAGAACAUGCAUGCAGCACAUUCUUACGAUAUAAUCGAAUGCUCACAGUGGAAAAUGAAUCAAAACAUAAAAUCAAAGUCAACCAACCAAUAUAACAUAGCAUAACUAAUUGCAAUAGCGUAAAUAACGUCAACAUAUAACAAACACAAGUGACAUUGUAUAACUCAAAGUAACACAAACCAUAUACAGCGGUCGGAACGUAACGGGAAAUCACGGUAGCGAAGUAACGAUUGUUCAAGCAACAGUUCAAUCUCCCUCAAGCCCUGGUUUUGAGGGAGACAACCGGCAAUUGGAAAUCAUUUACAACCACCUAGACAGUUCCCAUCAUGAUAAAAAUUAUCAAAUAGGCAAAAAUCAAUAAAAGUGAACAAGUAUAAUAAUAACA
Molecule: messenger RNA, 13253 nt
Organism: Malaya genurostris
Lineage: Eukaryota; Metazoa; Arthropoda; Insecta; Diptera; Culicidae
Product: probable serine/threonine-protein kinase yakA
Exons: 4
Coding region: 1509-3884 (791 amino acids)
Source: RefSeq, a predicted model, not a curated record